Molecule: messenger RNA, 1754 nt
Organism: Rubroshorea leprosula
Lineage: Eukaryota; Viridiplantae; Streptophyta; Magnoliopsida; Malvales; Dipterocarpaceae
Source: the annotation of a GenBank genome assembly
GUCUCCCCCACCACUUGCCUAACAAGGCGAGGUUAAACUUCCUUAGAUCCUUUACCCAUCAUCUCUUUCUCCGCAACGAGUCCUUCCCUAAUUUCCUCAAUGAGAAGUUCGUACUUUUUUCAAGCAACCCAGAGCGACUCAUCUCAAGUCAAAGCCAUUAGGGCCAUAGUCCAAACCUUUGGAUGGAGAGAAGCCGUGCCCAUAUUUGUAGACAAUGAGUUUGGAGAAGGGGUUAUACCUUCCUUAUCUGACGCUUUAAAAGAGGUUAAUGCUCGGAUUCCUGACCGAAGCGUUAUCUCUUUCGGGGCCACUGACGAGGAAAUUGAAAGGGAGCUAUUUAAGUUAAUGUCAAUGCAAAGUAGAGUGUUCAUUGUUCAUAUGAUCCCAGAUCUUGGGUCUCGGGUUUUUGACAAAGCAACAGAGAUUGGAAUGAUGUGUGAAGGAUAUGUUUGGAUAAUAACUGAUGGGAUGACUAAUCAUUGGAGUUUGAUUCAUCAUUCUGAUCAUAUGGAUUCCAUGCAGGGUGUGUUGGGUGUAAGGAAUUAUGUUCCAAAAUCAAAACAGUUGGAGAAGUUUGAGAUGUCAAAGGAUGGACUAGUUAAAAGACUGGACUCCACUUCUAAUGCUAAUCUUGGAACCAUCAACUGGCCAGGGGAUUCAUAUUCCAUUCCUAAAGGCUGGGAGAUUUCGAUAAAUGGGAGGAAGUUGAAGAUUGGAGUGCUGGUGAGAAAGGGAUUUAAGGAAUAUGUCAAGGUAACAUGGGAUCAAGAGACUAAUUCAACUACUUUCACUGGUAGUUGCAUAGAUGUCUUCAGUGAUGUGAUGAAGAAGUAUGAUGCGGUUGUGGGAGACAUUACUAUUGUGGCAAACAGGUCAUUCCUUUAUCGAGCGACCUUUGGAUCACCAGCUUUUGCUUCUUUGUCUUCAUGGCAUUUGUUAUUUGGGUUCUGGAGCAUAGAAUCAAUGAAGAUUUCGGUGGCCCACCUUUACAUCAUGUUGGAACUAGCUUUUGUUUGGUUCUCUUUCUCGACCAUGACUUUUGCACACCGGGAGAGGGUGUUGAGCAAUCCAGCUAGGAUUGUGGUGAUCAUAUGGUGCAUUGUGGUCUUUCCAAGAGGUUCUCCCCUUGUAGCAGAUGUUUCAAGAGCAAUCCUUAAUGUCACUGAAAGCUUUAGAAUGGGGGAUAUUCAAAAUGCAUGGAAGAAACAAACCAAUUGUCCUGAUUCAAGCAGCUUGGAUUCUACAAAUAGCCUGAGUCUUGGAAGCUUUUGGGGCCUUUUCCUCAUUGCCGGAGUGAUCGGUGUAUUAGCUCUUGUCUACUUUGCAGCGGAGUUUCUAUAUGAGCAAAGGGACGUGUUGCGCGCGUGUGACGCUGGAAUUUCAAUAUGGAAUAGAAUUCUUCAAGUAUUGCGAAACUUCGACCGGAGAGACCUGACCUCACAUGCCUUCAGGCAGCGUGGAUUAAGAGAGGAAGAUAGCAAUAUUGAAAUCAUUCCAGUUAGAGGUGCUGUUGAAGCCCCUGUUGAGAUCCCUGUUAGAUCCCUGUUGAAGCCCUUGAUGAUAUAAGUGGCGCAGCGACAUUCGUGGAAAUAGAAAUUCAUCAUGCUAGCACAAACAGCUCAUGAAAAAGCUUAGCUCAAUAAUAGUAACAACACUAGUGUGGUUUCUAAUCUUUUAUAUGGGUUUUGACCCAAGUUAGACUUUUGUAUCGGGCUGUGUUUGUAUAUUAUGCAUAAUAUAUAAUUGUAGUAGUU